Messenger RNA from Lepisosteus oculatus (spotted gar), 2899 nucleotides. It is a transcript of the gene rab11a, whose product is annotated as RAB11a, member RAS oncogene family. Gene Ontology annotation, cellular component: Golgi apparatus; transport vesicle; postsynaptic recycling endosome. The record is from RefSeq and is a predicted model, not a curated record. Gene Ontology annotation, biological process: neurotransmitter receptor transport, endosome to postsynaptic membrane; melanosome transport; exocytosis. NCBI's taxonomy places the organism in Eukaryota, Metazoa, Chordata, Actinopteri, Semionotiformes, Lepisosteidae. Gene Ontology annotation, molecular function: GTPase activity; GTP binding.
CCAAGGAAACGCUGCGCUCAUUUCGUUUAGACGCCUUUGUAGGUUUCAGUAAACCGGACCUGUAUCAGAAGGACGUUUAAAGAUCGUGGCCCAGAGAGGAGUGACUGCACAUACCACCCACCUUUGGAACAGAUAUGCAAUAUUUAAGAAACAAACGUUGAUCAAUGGUGACCCCGCUGUGACCCCGGAAGUGCAGACUUCUUGACUCUUGCAGGUCUCGGGUGGUAAUUUGGCUGGAGUGGGCAACACGGUGCGGCUGCCAUCCCGUAUUUUCAUUCUCACUUGGCUCGAUUUAUUCCGGAAUCAAGAUGGGAACCCGAGACGACGAAUAUGACUAUUUGUUCAAAGUGGUGCUGAUCGGCGACUCCGGCGUGGGCAAGAGCAACCUGCUGUCCCGCUUCACCCGCAACGAGUUCAGCCUGGAGAGCAAGAGCACCAUCGGCGUGGAGUUCGCCACCCGCAGCAUCCAGGUGGACGGCAAGACGGUCAAGGCGCAGAUCUGGGACACGGCCGGGCAGGAGCGCUACCGGGCCAUCACCUCCGCGUACUACCGGGGGGCCGUGGGCGCCCUGCUGGUGUACGACAUCGCCAAGCACCUGACGUACGAGAACGUGGAGCGCUGGCUGAAGGAGCUGCGGGACCACGCCGACAGCAACAUCGUCAUCAUGCUGGUGGGCAACAAGAGCGACCUGCGCCACCUGAGGGCCGUGCCCACAGAUGAGGCCCGGGCCUUCGCAGAGAAGAACGGGCUGUCCUUCAUCGAGACCUCGGCCCUGGACUCCACCAACGUAGAGACGGCUUUCCAGACCAUCCUGACAGAAAUCUAUCGCAUCGUGUCUCAGAAACAGAUGACGGACCGGCGGGAGAACGACAUGUCUCCUAGCAACAACGUGGUGUCCAUCCAUGUGCCGCCCACCACUGAAAACAAACCAAAGACGCAGUGCUGUCAGAGCAUCUAGCAGCUCCCUGCCCCGCGCAGCUGCCUCCUGCGUACAGGUCCCCUCCUGUAUAAAAGCCUACUGUGGUCCUGGGUCUAGCCGGCAGAAGCUCUGGGCCAGAGCCGUGUGAGCAGGGGUCAUCAGAGAGAAGCAAGCUGUGUCACCAUGGUAGACUUUUAUAUAGGCAAGCCCGCAGUAUCAACGAUCCAACUCUCAGAUCGUCAUGGAAAAGUCUUAAUGUCUCAUUUUGGGGUUUCUGUUUGUUCGGCCUGUGAUUUUUAUUUUUAUAUUUUACUGUGCAUCACGUGUUUUCCACAUGCUGUAUUUGUUUACGGGAUGCUCUCCAGACCCCCUGGCUUUCGGAGCCUGUGAAACCUGCGCGCUGCCCGGGUUCGGAGAAGAGAGGAACACGGUGUGAUCGUUUCCUCGCUGCUGGCUAACGUGUGGCAUGCAAGGACAGAGGCAGACUGGCCUUGUAACCCGCUGUGGCAAGACCACGCAUUCUCUUGCAUUAUAGCAUCAAAGGUUUGGUUCCCUUUUGUUUGUCCGCAGCAGAAUACUCCCGGCUGUGCACGGGGUGCCCCUGUGUGCGCCGUGAAUCGGACUGUUCCCACCUUGUGAGUGCAGCAGCUAUCAAAGACAGGCUGAACGUUAGCCCAGCAGUACAGUCCAUGCUUGUGUGCUUUAUCUGCGAGCUCUGUCGGUCACAGAGGACAUUGCCUAUGCACAUGAAUACUGUAUCAAGGGUUUGGUCUGGGUCCAAGAGUAUAUAGUCAUAUCACAUUACUUGCAGCUGAGAGAAGCCAAACUGCUGAGCUUGAACUAGGUAAGCCUUGUGAAUAAACCUGUAGAUCUUUCAUGUACAGUAUGGAAUAAUGUUUCAUGAGAACAGUGCAUUUAUUUGAUGUUAACAUCUUGUUCUGGCAGUAUGGUCGUCCUGUGAAUAAAUCUAACAUUUGUGGGUAUUUAUUUGUUCAUUGGGUGUGAGGGAGUCCCAGUGAGGAGAAACCAGUUGUAGUUGUACUCCAUUGUGCCAGGAGAUGAGCGACCAGUGUUGGGGGCUGGUGUUGUGGUUGCCUUGUGGUGGUCGCUCAGUCCUGUUUCUUGGCGUAGUUCCUCUGGGCCCUCAUAGCCCUCAUAGGACAGUUGUAAUAUUGGAUCUGAAAUGCUCUGAACAAGCUCCAGUACUGUAUGCCAGGGCCUGUGUGGAGUUCAGGUGAUCUGCGUCUUGCUGUGGUCCCCUGCCCUCUCUUCUGUGUAGUGACCCACAGACUCUCAGAUGGUCAGAUAGGUUUGACCUUCUGACAUGCUGCCCCGUCCUUAAAACCGAACCCUUUCUAUGACACUGUUGUAUGACAGGCAGGAGCAUGGGGGGAAUUUCAUGUACAAAGGUAACUUUGCCAGUCGGAGUCAAUUUAAAGUUGUUCUCUGGUGGCAGGUGCACCAGCCGAAGGGCCUGUGUUAAAAGUGAAUUAGUCACAGGUGACUGUUUCACUCUGUAAUGACCUGAGUCUGUUCACAGCAGCGUGAUUCCUGCCAUGUGUUCUGUCCUGAGAAACAGCGCGAGUUUCAGAAUGAUGCUUCUUUAUGACAUGAGUGCUGUUUUUACAGUAUCUGUUUAGGUCUCGACCUUUUGGGGUUCCGAUAAAUUAGAAACAUCCGGGAGUUUCAUACAAGGGUUACCAAGCAAGUACCUGCAACACUAUCACAGAGCAAAAAUUCAAUUGUAUGAAACGUGAUUUCCCUUAAAUUAUAUGUCUACAAGGACUAGUAUGAAUAUAUUCGUUUUAGUAAAUACUUUAAUUGUUAGGAUCCCUAAAUGGUUUAAUCAGUUUUCUAGAAGUUUGCAUCCUAAAGAGGGCCAUUUAAAAGAUUUCUAACUGUAAACAUGCCUGUCGUUGUGGAAACUGUAGUCACUUUUUUUUCCUUUCUGGGAGAAUUAAACUGUAUCAUAGAAUGUG